CAACUUGGUUUAUUUUUACCGAACAUGUAGAUGUUAAACGUAAUUACCAACUGCAGUCGAAACGUGGCUUCCGCAUCCGUUAAGUGAGACUUCGCGGGUCAAGAGUAUUUCAUAUAUCAAGAUAUCAACCUGCGGUUUUGAAUGCAUAUUAUGCUUUGUAGUUGUUGUACGUUCUUUAUUUCCUAUCGUGAGAACCAAACGCUAAGCGGUAUAUUUAACUUUGUUACGAGAGAAGUUUAUCUCCGAGGAAACAUGUCGCUGCUUUCUGCGGUAGAGGAGGCUAUCAAGACCUAUAAGGCCGAACAAGUCAGGCUUAACCACAGCAUUCAAUUUCACCGAGAAAUUUUACAUAGUCUGAUACCACAACCAGAAGCAGGCUCUGAAGAAACUGAAUUAGCAGACAAUGCUGCUGCAGAUGCAGAGUCCUCGCCAGGGGAGAAAGAAGACAUAGAACUGCUUGAGCAAGCACUGGAAAAAGCUCUUCGGGUCCGCACUGGCUCAGAGGUCUCUAAGCAAGACUCCAGCAAAAGAAAACUAUCCACAACUAAAGCAACAGAACGCAUGCCAGCUCUAUCAGCAGUGACUAAACAUGAUCAACCAACCAUCAAGUCAAGUAAAAAAUCUGCCAGCCUUCACGGAAAAGGGCCCAAAAAGCCAAGUGUUUCACAUAGCUUAAGGCCUUCAGCGGGCCACAAACCAGCACAGUCCAAAAACAGAACCCAACACCAUCCCUCCUCAGCUGCUCGGGCCGGGCAUCACCAGCAGACUGUCUUGGCAGGAUUUAAAUCUCCUGAUCAAAUCACAGCCUCGCUCUCGACAAACAAGACGGUCAGAAGCAAUAUGCCCCGAGACGAUGGGCUGAGCAAAUCUGUAUCUGUCCCCAUGCCUUCUUCAGAUGACAUGUCCUUUUCAGGGACAGAUGGACCUGGGGUCGGCAGUUUGCAUCAACACAACGGGGGGCUUUCUGAGGAAAUUGCAAAAUGGAAAUCUUUAAGGAGCAAACAAAACAGAUUGUGGGACAAAGUCAUUGCCUUACAGAGGAAUCCAGAGCCUGGGAGGAGUCGCUUCAUGCAGAGAAUAAGGACAACGUUUCCUAGUGAUUGGCCAAGUGGAAGUCCAAAUGAGACCAGGUUCCAGCUCCACAGACUAACCGACCAGGCAUUCAACCUUGCACACGUUUGCCAGACCGAGAAUAUUCUUGCCAGUGAGGUGCCAGAAAUGGACACUGGACUUCCUGGUGGUAAGCAGACCAAGUCCCAUUCCAGCCUGACACCUGAAGGGCUGCAGCUGGCAGCUGCAGAGCUCCACGUUCUGGCAGAUAAAGUGAAGCGAGAGUGGAAGGCAUGGGAUCGAUGGAGGCCAAAGGGAGGCUGUCUUUGCCCGUCUGAGGCAGCCGGCCUGUUUGCAGAUGGAGCGGCUUCACCUCUGCCCCUGACCGUAACCUACAGCACACAGCAGGAGCUACAACAGCUGGAGGAGCUGCGCAUGAGAGUGGCACUGCUGCAGCAAGAGACUUACUUUGAACAGGCUCUCUUGGACUCUCUGUCCUCUCAGUUCUCAUCCAUCAGACCUGGACCUGGAUGUCCCAGUCCAAGUAUGCUCAGAGACAUGUACUCCCUGCUGGGUGAGGGAGGGGAGCGUUUUGCUGCCAUUGUCCAGGACUCUGAGCAUGAAUGACAGCUGAGGUGGUCACACUGAGAGUAAACGAAAAAAGCUUAGCAACAGGUAUGGGUACAUGAGGCACCUAUUAGCAUACGGGAGUGCAUUGAAAACCCAAUAGUCACUUCAAGUUGAAAGAUUAGUUGAACCGCAGCAUAAUAAAGCAGGGGUAAAUCAUACUGAAGUCUCUAUUAAAGAUACUCCAGUAAAUUAAAAUCUAUAUUUGUGUGAGCUCUGAUUGACGAUCUGUCUGUAAUACAUCUGAGCUCCUCCUUAGCUCCUGUGAGACUGUGACUGAUUAAUGUUGUUUUUGAAUUUUUUUUUUUUAAAUACCACCAUCUAUGAAUGAAUAUAUGGACAUAUACAGUUAAUGUUAUUUUUUAUAUUCUAUUUUUUUCCCCUAAAUGCAUGCCUUAUUAAUAAAUUGUUUAACACAUUUUGUCGCAUUCCAUUUCUAAAUUUAAAUGUAUUUUAUCCUGCUGACUAUGAAUAAAGUUCACUGCAACAAAUUGCCUCCAGCAGUCACCUAAUUAGCAAAUAGGUGUAUAUUCUAAUCUUAGUCUAAAUAAAUAUAGCUGUUUUGCAAAAAGCUUUGGAAAAUUUUUAGAACAUAGUAAAAAACAACAUUAAUUUUACUAUGAUUAUGUUAUAAAAUAUACACAGAAUCUGUGACAAGACUUGAAGAUUGUUGGUCUGACACCGGAUUUUAUUUUGGGGUAUUAGUGUAAAGGGAUGGAGAAUAGAAAUUAACUACAUGUUUUUGCAUUUUUGUUGGUUAAAAAUGCUGAUAACCAUUCGUCAUCUUCCUUCCACUUCACAGUGGUGUGCUACUCCGUCGAUCUCAUAAAAUCCCGAUACAGUGGAAGGCUAUGGUUGUUGAAGGUGCAUGAUGGCAUUUGCUGGGGCAUUUUAGUUACCCAUUGUGCCAGCAGGUAACACUCAAUAUUAGGAAUGACCACAAAGUGACAGAUGUUACUCAGGGCAGUGUGUCAAAAUAAACCUGGGUCUGGGUUUAUUUGAUACAGUAUGUAUUUAAAAUAUUAGUAUUUGCGGAGUUUUUGAGUCGUGAGUUGGACCUGCAUCACUUCCAUUUUUGUUUCAGUUCAGUCAGUGCAAGAGGUAAGGCAGGAAGCUCCGCCUUUACGCUUCAUGUUUCACCAUAUGCUUUUGAUUUCCACAGUGGAGUUUACAUGCAAACAUACACAUACUCAGCACAUAUGGGUCCAUCUCUAUAUGUUUGAUUUAAAAAAAAAAAAAACACCCUGUUUUCUUGCCCAUCUCAACUGUGAUGCGAGGGCGUACGUGAGAUGCAGGGGCUGGGUCUAAAAAUGCUCGAGCCCACAGAUGACGAGUGGACUGCAGGGGCCACGGCAGACUCGGCGACAGGUGGCGCUGGGUUCACACAGCAGGGCGUGGGUGUCUGAGCUCUGCUGCACACACAAACAUAAGGGACACGCACAACCGGAGCCAGGCUGAGUCACAGAGACGAUGUGCUCAUGGACCCAGCUCUCUGCACUCUGCAAGCUGGAAAUGGCAUGUUUCCCCGAGGACAGGAACCGAAAUAAGAUUAAAGAAAGAUUACUAUUUCAGUCUCAGAUAGCCUGUUGCUUUUGAAGCAAAAGGCCAUGCAAUAACUCAAUUGACUAAUGCUGAGUUAGAAAAGACAUUAUUAGUUAAAACUUCGACAAAUAUAGCACAGAGCUGCCUCUCGAUAAACCCUCGGAUCACUAUUAGAGAGGAGAUAUGCAGGGAAGCGUCUCUGAGAUCACGUCAACGCCACACACGGGUCCCUCUGGGAGCAGCGCCUACGCAGCUCAGCCUUCCUGCGACCUGUAUACAUCAGCGGCUCUGCUGUCACCAGCAGAGCUCCUCCACUCCCCGCCAGCGUGGCCCAGCCCUGCCCAGGUUACCCAUCUUUCACAGUUUUUUUUUUUUUUUUCUUUUUUUUCUCACGCUCCUUUUUGGUCUCAUUAUAGGGAGGUCUAAACAGUUUUGCUUUCAGAGGAAGAUACUUACUGGAAAACUGCCUCUGGAUCUCAGUCAUAUUCCCACACUUGGAUGAAUUAGCUCAUAAAUUCCUUCCUAUGUUUCACUUUUUUCCCCCCUUCCUUUUUUAUUUGAAGUGAAAGAGUUCAAGUACGAAUCCAGAGAAACAAAACCGGGCUAGAAAGAAUCCACUUCUCUCCUUCAAUUGCCUCUUGCUUUUAAAAUUUUUUUUCCCCUUCUGCCUCUGCUGUUCACAAACACGUUCUUUACUUUCUCUCUUUUAUUUGUCUUUGGCUCAUGAAUACGUCUUUUGCUCAGUGAGCUGCUUGUUAACUCUGUUUUGUUUUGUUCCCCUCAACAAUCAGCCAGCUUAAUCCUGCUUUUUCACUCUGGUAACCUAACAACAAUUGUCCCCACAAAUAACCGUGCUUGUCAUUUACAGAGGAAUACAAAGUAUUUGUUCAUUUGUUUUGUGCAUGCCUUUAAUUAUCGGGAGUUGAUUUGCUGCCAAGCUGAGGUCCUGUUAAUGAAGCCAUGGGGUUAAAAAUGUAAUUAAACUGGCUGUUAUUUUUUUCCAAUACACAUUUACUGGGCCUUGGAAAGUAUUCAUGCCCCUUGGACUUUUCCAGAUUGUGUCUAGUAAAUCUGGAACCAUACACCUUAAAGUUCUGACUUGUUUUAAGAAAGUGCGAAGCAACUAUAGAGUUGACAUAAAAUAUGAUUCAGUUUAAUUAAAUGCGUUUAGAAAUUUCAAAUUAGUCAAUUGACGCCUAAUGGCUUAAAUAGACAUCAACCGGACAUCUCUUGCUUCUUGAAAGUCUCAAAAGCUUCUUUAGUUCUGAUCACAGGUAAGAGUAUCAUCAAAGGUUUGUUACAAUAGUGGAAAAAAUACUUUGUAAGACAAGCAUAAGGAGUUAUAUUUGCAGUUUAACUCAAGUUAUAUAAAAUAAAAGAAAUGGGUCUAGUCAGGUGACCAGGAUUUGACCAAAUACCACACAUAAGCCCCAACACUCCAUAGCAAGAAUGAAACAUGAUGGUGGCAGCAUUAUGCUGUGGGAUGCUGGUGCCUCCAGGAAGUUUUCAAAAGGGGUGGGUAGAUGAGGGCCAUCUUUGUAUUAGAAUAAGUCCACCAAAAGCCAUUAAAGAAUUUCAGGAGUUUUAUAGGAUGGGUGUGUGUGAUAAGUGGACAUUGAAAUGUUUUUGUAAAGGACAAAAUAUUAUGUGUUAAUAUAUGAAAUAUUGCAACAGAUUAGUAGGUUGUCAUCUCCUUUAGACGUGUGAUUGAUUUUGCAUAUAAAAUUGUCCUUUUGGCCACUGGGGGGGCUGCGUCAUGCUUUGGGGAGGCUUUUCUUCAGUAAGAUUGAUGAAACACAUGGCAGCCAUGGAAUAAAUCUAUUAGACGAUGCAAAAAGCCUGAAGUCAGGCUGGAGGUUCACCGUCCAAAAGGAACCCUAAAUACACAGGAAUGACUGAGAUCAUGGUCUAUUCAUGUGUCAUAUUGGCCUAGUCAAAGUCUGGACCUUAUUUUAAUUGAGAAAAUGUGUUGACUUGAAAACUGUUGAUCACACUUUCUCUUUACCGAGUCUGACUUGAGUUUAAGCUUUUUUUUUCUUUUCUUUUUUUUCUUUUUUUGCUACAUUAAUCUGGGAGAGAGAUUUCCAAAAUGCCUUGCAGCUGUAGCUGCUGCAAAAAGUUAUUUUUUAAGGUAUUGAGUUCAGUGAAUAUAAAUACAUGCCACAAUUUUCAGUCUUUAAAAAACAAUUUGAGAGCCACGUACAAAUGUAAUUCCACUUAACUAUUAUGUACUGCUUUGUGGUCUAUAAUUAAAUCCUAAAAAAUACAUUGAACUUGUAUUUGUAGCAUUACAAACAAACAAACAAACGAAAAACUGUGACAAAGUUCAAAGAUUUAUAAAUACUUUUCCAGGGCAUGGUAUGUUUUCAUAGGCUCCUAUGUUCUUUUUUGCAUACAUAAACUCUAAACCUUUACUUGUUUUCCUGAUCCAUAAUUAUUUCCAUAAAUCACUGAGACAUAAAAAAAAAAAAAAAAAUGCUUCGCCUCCAUCUUCAAGCCCAUAAUGCCUCCAGAUAAAGACAGAAAUCCAGAUGUGUACCCCGCAUUUACUCUUUCCGUGCAUUUCAGCCACAGAAAAGGAAGCUGUCUAGGCUGAUGUUGUUUUCACAGAAAAGCGACUCGGGCAUACUGAGAGAUUAACUACAACCAGGUUGCCUUUCAUUCAGAAAGAGCUGACUGAAAGAGCUGGCGUUUACUGUGUGUGGGGGUGGGAAAUGACAGGGGGCUGCCUGUUUUUAAUCACGACCAUGGCCGUGCAUUGAAUUUUGCCUGAUUUGAUGCUAUUUAUCUUUUUUGUUGUUUACAAGCAUGUAAUGAAGUGUAGAUGGUUGCUGAAGUUGGAAUUUCUCAAUUUUUCCACUUCCCCCCUUGGAGAUUAAAUGUGGUGCAUAUGUGCAGUACUAGUUCUUCUCAGUGGAAAUGAGAAUUUCCCUCUCUACUUCCAGUGUUUUUCAGCAGGAGGCAUUUUAAUUCCCAAUGGGAGGGUUGUAUUCUCUGAAGAAGAAAAAAACAAAAAAAAAAAACUGAAAAAGACUGUUAUAGAGGUGCAAUGAUGGGAAACUGAGGAAAGGAGGGAGAUGUAAAGUCUUCUCCCCUCCCCCUUCCUAUGCUUCCCCAUUGUCCUCCCUUCUUCAGGGUUUGAUGUCACUCAAAAUAAGCCAAUCGUACCUCGUGGACUUCCUAUUCCAGUCUUUGCUCCUCCUAUUCCCUCAGUCGUUUAAAUAUAUUCUGUGGCACUACUAUGUGCAGAGUGUACAAUGUGCUGUCGAAGAACCAGCAGCCUGUGUAGAGCGUUACCGCCAGCGAGGAAAGAAGAGAGGAGGGAACGCGCUGGUGCCUAGGAUCAGCGUUUCUGAUUCAAUUGGGAUUGGCUUGCUCCCACAGUUAAGAUGGGCUGCACAACCGGACAAUUUGCUUGCCAACCACAACCCCAGGUAAACUCUGGUCAGGAGAGUUUGUCUCUGGAGGCUGGUGGUGCUAAAGUCCCCGAAGUUCUCUCCUCCCUGGAGCGUCUGUCUCAAGCUACUGGAGGCAUGGAGAAGUCGUGGUACCGCUGCAUCUUUCCCUUCGGCAUCAUCUCGUUGGUCAUAGGGAUUGCAGGAACAGGGGUGACCUACACUUACAACGACCUGCCACAAACUAAAGUUGUAUCAGUGGUGCUACUUGUCAUGGGAGUUGUGCUACUGCUGAUGGCGGGCGCUUGCUGGACUCUCCACAAAAAGAAGAGAAGGAAAAAGAAAGAGGGAGAAUCUCUGACAUCUGAGCAGUGUCCCCUAUGAAGCACAUAAAGGAAAGCAAAUAGAAGAACCUAAAAACAGAGACUGGCCAAGAGUUUGUCUGUGCUCAAGGAAUAGCUGAAAAACCCGUCACAUUACUUUCAACCAAUGCCAAAUCCCCUCUUUUAUAUAUCACGGAGUUGAGAGACAGCUCAGGUAAAGAAAUCAGAGUCAAAGGACAGGCGUUGUUGUCUAGAGAAGGUUUUGGGAUCACAAUUCCUGAAAUUCUCUUUGGUCAUCAAGCAGCAGGUGCCUCUUGCCAAAACAACUAUGGCGGGGACACACAAAAACACACGGUUUGUGUGUUUACAAGCAUGGAGAAACCCUUUGAGCUUUAAUGUGUUGACACCCAACACGCUUUGCAGUACUGCUGCUGCCGUCACGGGGAACGUCAGUCGCAGCAUUCCUCUCAUCGGGACAGGUGACUCUCCAAGAGGUUAGAAGUGGGCCAAAGACUGCAACCUGACACCCAGCUGAAAGAGCAGCAUGCCCGUGUCACCCGCCAACGUCAUUCGCUCGUCCUGUGACACUGCAGCAAUGUCCGAGGGGCUUUUUAUACGCCACAGGAGAGUGGAACUUGAGUCCGCCAGUAUCUUUGCUGGCAUGUGUGCCGAUGGUGACCCGGGCAGGGCAGAGGACUGGUAAACUGGUCUCAGAUCAAUAUUUGGUUGAGAGAUUUCUUUAGAAAGACCUGAGGAAAUUAAAAUUUUGCACACAUGCCCA
This is a messenger RNA of Poecilia latipinna (sailfin molly), 7718 nucleotides long. It is a transcript of the gene tedc2, whose product is annotated as tubulin epsilon and delta complex 2. NCBI's taxonomy places the organism in Eukaryota, Metazoa, Chordata, Actinopteri, Cyprinodontiformes, Poeciliidae. The record is from RefSeq and is a predicted model, not a curated record.